UAAAUGUCCCGGCGACAGUGAUGGAGGCCAUGACCCGGCAGGAGUCUCUGCAGUCCUUCAGUAAAAAUGGGAAACCAUCGUCCUCUUCAUCCACCUCCUCCAGUCCUCCCACCACCCUCCUGAGGUCCAUGGUCUUCCCUCACUCUCCCUGUCCUCGGAGCUUCUCUCUGCUGGACAAAGUCGGGGUUGGGGGUCAGUCCGACCCUGGCUUCGGUCAGCUGGGCUCUAAGAACCAGCGAGUCCUAGCGAGCCCGACCUCCACCAGCCAGCUGAGCAGCGAGUUCAGCGACUGGCACCUGUGGAAGUGUGGCCAGUGCUUCAAGACCUUCACCCAGAGGAUCCUCCUGCAGAUGCACGUGUGUCCUCAGAACCCUGACCG
Messenger RNA from Austrofundulus limnaeus, 379 nucleotides. RefSeq names its product putative histone-lysine N-methyltransferase PRDM6. The record is from RefSeq and is a predicted model, not a curated record. Gene Ontology annotation, cellular component: nucleus. Gene Ontology annotation, molecular function: protein binding. Lineage: Eukaryota; Metazoa; Chordata; Actinopteri; Cyprinodontiformes; Rivulidae. Gene Ontology annotation, biological process: regulation of gene expression.